Anopheles marshallii is the source of this 684-nucleotide messenger RNA. RefSeq lists its product as uncharacterized. The coding region runs from base 64 to 684 and encodes 206 amino acids. The record is from RefSeq and is a predicted model, not a curated record. Lineage: Eukaryota; Metazoa; Arthropoda; Insecta; Diptera; Culicidae. The transcript has 3 exons.
UACGGAUCCGAAGGCUACGGAUGUGCUCGCUUUCCCAUACGAUUUCGCUCAGUUUGUUCAAGGAUGUUGACGCUAAAGUAUCUUUCCAUACGACCGUACUUCGAAACCGCUCAAGAAGCUAUCGAAUGGGAUAAGCUACAAAAAAUGAUCGCAACGGUGAAACAAUUCCACGACGACUUCGAUCGUAUCGUCCUGCACAAGGAUGUUUAUCGCACGUUCUUUUACUAUUACCUGCAAGAGAUUCGGUUCCGCAUCAUACAAAUUUUGAUGAGUUUCGCCCAAAUUGAGUGGUGUGAGCCAAAGCCGGCCACCGUCGCAACCGACCCGUACGGAUUUCCAAUGCCCGAACCGCCAAAGAAGAGCAAAAAGAAGAAGGGUGACGAGCCGGAAGAGAUUCCCGACUACACGAUCCGCGUCAAGGGCUACCGGGAGAAGUUUCCGCUAGUGUGCUGUGACGAUCAGUUUCGGACGCUAGCUGCCUUGAGGUUGCACUACUAUGCGGUACACGACAAGACGUACCUUAUGGUAGCAAACACGUGUGAGAUGAAAGCGGCCCUGUUGCGGAUGGUGGUGUUUCGCCGGUUGCUCGAUGAAUGGAUCGCAUCGGGCAUUGCAUCGAACAAUGGACUCUGCUUUUAUCUGACAAAAAUUCUCCGAAGAAUCAUCUCUAUCAUACGAUAUUAG